AUGAAACUCCAGUUUCACAGUGCCUCUAGUGAUUCAAAGCAGGUGCGUUUCCCAGCAGCACUGGGCGACCUCAAAAAACGUCCUGCUUGGGUUACGAGUGUCACUCGACCGCAGUUGCAAAAGAAGCGCUUGCUUCUUGUCGUGCACGCGUCGAGGCUAGGCCAAUUCUGGCGAUGCCUUCGAGAGCGCCGUUGCUGGCUGCCCGGAGGCAGUCACUUGUCGCCGGUUGCGUGCCUCGCCGGUGAGCAGCCUACUCGCAACGCGGGUAGCGCACCAUCGACAGAGAACCUCGUGCGCUAUCGAGCUGUAGUCGCCUACGAUGGCACCGACUUUCACGGCUUUCAGCGACAGGCAAAGUCACGAGCGACACCAACGAUCCAGGGCCGACUCGAAGCGGCCCUGCAACAACGUCUCGGAGGUUAUCCCUGGCACUGCCAGGUAGUCGGUGCUGGACGCACCGACGCUGGUGUUCAUGCUCGAGGCCAAGUCAUACACUUUGAUAUUCCCGAGCAGAAGGCCGCUACAUCCGCAUUUGAGCCAUCUCGACUGGAGCAUGCCCUGAAUCGACUCCUUCCCCGAACGAUUCAGGUACGAGCGAUGGAGGUCUCACCGCCGCCGGCCUGGUAUCUUGUACCCUCGACACGAACGUACCAGCUGCUGCCCUGGCAUGCAAUCUACCGAGCACAAGGCAAACGCUACGUUUAUCGCCUUUCUGCUGGUGCAUGGAUCGACCCGCUCUACCAUCGUUACGCGUACACAGAUUACCGCCAGAUGCAGCACUGGGCGGUAGCGCAACAGAUGUUGCAGACAUUCGUAGGAACACAUGAUUUUGGAGCGUUCGCAAGCAGCCCACCGGGAAAGGCCGAUCGCCACCAGAUCCAGCGUUCAACGGUACGAACGAUCCGACGAAUCUCGGUCGAGCCAUCCCCCGUAGAUAGUAUUGUACCUGUGUGGAAAUUCGAGUUCGAGCUCGAUGGUGCGCUUUACAGGAUGAUUCGGAACAUCAUGGGAACAUUUCUCGCAGUCGCUCGAGGCGAGUUAGAUGAUGCGCUUGUUGUCGAUGCGCUGCAGCAAGGCAGUCGAGGGCGUGCGCUCAUUGCGCCCCGGGUGAAACCUGCUCCGGCGCACGGACUAUGCCUCGAGCGCGUCUACUACGCAGACGGCUACCCGGUACGGCAAGACGUUACGGCUGAUGCUGCGCACGAGUGUACACAUACCGUGUCGUCGGGGAAUCGGGGAGCGCCUCUUCCUCCGGGUGCAGAUGUUCUCGUAUGA
Messenger RNA from Cyanidioschyzon merolae strain 10D, 1275 nucleotides. RefSeq names its product pseudouridylate synthase I. NCBI's taxonomy places the organism in Eukaryota, Rhodophyta, Bangiophyceae, Cyanidiales, Cyanidiaceae. Gene Ontology annotation, molecular function: pseudouridine synthase activity; RNA binding. Bases 1 to 1275 code for a protein of 424 amino acids. The record is from RefSeq and is a predicted model, not a curated record. The transcript has a single exon. Gene Ontology annotation, biological process: tRNA pseudouridine synthesis.